UGCUCUGUUGUUCAGUCACUUUUAAUGGCUACUGGAUAUUUAACUUAAAUUGUGACAAGUUACAAUACUUCCAUUUAAAAAGAAAAUAUAAGCAAAAUUUAUCAGUUAUGCUGACAGUGUAUAAAUGAUAACAAUAUUGAAGUGUAAUAAGACCUGAUAAUAGAACAAACAAGUCAGGACUCGGAGAUAUUAAUAUCCCCUAUCUCAGUUGAUUUCAAAAGUCAACAGGUAUUUUCAUAUAAACUCCCCACACGAUAGGAAGAUAAUAUUGAAAUAAAUUUGUUGACUUUUUGAUUUAAUAACAGGCCAUACACACACUAACAAAGGUGUACCAAUUAGUCCAUGUGUAAAGUUUAAACAAAAUAUUUGUCUUGUAGCAGAAUUGUUCAGUGAGAAAGAACUGUGUGCCUUACCUGCCAUGAGCAGUGUUCAUUUUAGUAAUGAUUAGUAAUGUAGAAGACCCCAAGGAUUAAUUAGUCAUAAUGGUGUAGGAAAGGAUGCUAGGCUCUGAAUGGGUAUCGACAAUACCAAUAUCACAGAGAGUAAGGUGACCUGAGAGUCGAGAUCAAUAUAAGAUCAGCCUCUUAAUGGUGACUCAGAGGGCAUUUUGUUUUACCUAUGGUAAUAUUAAUAUUAUCAUUACCAAAGUUUAGGUUUUUAAGAAAACUUUCCCAUACCUUUCAGUCAACACAUGCAUGUGUAAGUGUCAAGCAAUAUGAUUACACUCUGGUAUUGGUAUAUUGGUGCACUGCACUUACCUGUCUAAUUAAAAAGCAAUGAAGCCUCAUGAGUCAUAUAUAUGUGUGUGUCAUGCAGAAAAGGUUUAAUCUGUCAUGAUCUGUUAUUAUGUGGAUAUUAGCAGGGGCAUAAUUUUACUGCAGCAGAAGAAAAACUGCGCUUAAUUUUUACAUAUGAGAUUGAAAAAAUUAUAAGUGCUGGAUCAGCGUAGGAUUAUUGGUUCAGGAAAGUUGAAGUAUUGUGACAAGGGAUCUGAUUACCAUGUCGCUGUAUUUGAUUAAAAGUUGGAGGAUAUUAAAAUGUGUGCUUGUGAUUGACUGCCACAAGUGGAAGUGAAACUUUGAUACAAAAGGAAAUAUUUGAAAUUGAAUUGGGGCAUAAUGAAGCCUAGUUUUCUAUACCAGGUAUACAUAUAUGUUUCUAUAUGCGGGCACCUACCUGUAUAAAGUGUAUGGUGUCAGGUGUGUGUGAUCAGAUGCAGGUGAGCCAGGAACUAGGAUCAAGAUGAGGACUCUGAGAGAAAAGCAGAGCACAGUUAGACAGCUUAUGUAUAAUUUACAGGUACCUCAUUGCUUAUACAGAGCUGCAAGUGCACUUCAGGAUUAUUAUGCUGCACAUUACAUAUUGGACUGGUUGAGGUUUUUUCAAUGCUGACAAUAGCUGUGUUAAUUUAUGUAUGAGUCUCAUUUUUUUAUGUCACCAAUGUGGAAGCAACAUCAAAAUGCUUGUUAUCGCUUGAUUUAAAAGCAUGGCAAAGUAAAGCCUAUACAGUGAAGGCAGAAAGGAGAGAAUCUUGGCUGUUCUGAUGGUGAUGUAUUGGCAGACAUGAUGUGAUAAAUGCUGCUUGACAAAAGACAUAUGAAAGCGUACACGUCAUGAACUUCCGUGAUAGGAUCUGUAGGAUGUAAUGUAAACUCUAGUAAUAAUCUCUGUCCUCUGGUAGCCCCUCAGUACCACUUGACACCAAGGAGAUUGUGAUAACUUCACUCAGUUAUAAAGGAGAAAGAGUAAUUCAUGACAAUCAGAAAGAUCACACACAGUGUGGUUUUAUUAUUUUGACUGGUUUUCCAUAUGGAUAUUUUUGAUUUUGGUAAAAUGUCAAACAAGAAAGUCAUGUAGGAAAUUUAAAAUGACAAGCAGCCUUACAGGUAUACCUGGACACUUCCCAUGGUAAUAAUGCACAGGGCGUGAUGUAUUAGACUGGGGUGGAGACCAUACAUCAUCAAGACUUAGAAAAUCAUUUGACCUUUCGAAGUUAACUUGGAAGUUUUCCUGUUACCAAUAAUAAGAGUGCGGUGGGAUGGCUGAUUUCUUCAUUUAUGGUCUUGUUGUUCAUUAGGAAAAGUGCUGCAAUUGAAAGUUGAUUUGGGGCUAGUCAAGUGGGCAAAUUGAGCUAUCUUCAAUGAGUUGACCAUCUGUACUGCAUCUUCUUGAAUAUGCCAGUCAGACUGAUCACUUCAGCAUAUACAGGACAUUGAAAGGGGAAAUUUGAAUUUCUGGGAGGCUCUGAAACAUUAAUUAUCCAGGAAGUGAUCAGAUAAUGCAUAUUUUUUAUUAACAUAUUUUGAAAAAAAAAAUAAUAACCUCGGCGAAACACAGGUCACCAUUGUUAGGGUCAAACGCUGAGUUGUUCCUAAAAAGUUGGUGCUCUGAGGACUUUUAUGAAGCAAUAUUGCUGAGAGUUGUUUCAAUGGAUCCAGCUGGUUUACAGGAGCUUCCACUGGGGCAGCUUGUGUUAGAUCCACACAGACUCCUCGACAAACUCCUUGUAGUGUGUCCCAAUGUGGACUACUGUGAAGAGGUGCUGCCCAGGAGUGAGUUGGAAGCACACUUACAGAACAAAUGUCGUGGCGCAGUCACUCGUUGUUUGAAGUCUCGUGCGGGCUGUCCUUUCCAGGGCCCACGCAGUGCCUUACAGUGUCACAUGUGGGAGUGCGCUUACAGGGAGGAAGAUGAGAACCUUAUGGUGCCAGUGAUAGAGGGUGAAGUGACCACCCUGGACAUCCCCAAGGGCAGCUAUGACCUCGGGAUCAGCAUUGUUGGGGGAUGUGAUACUCCUCUGAUGGCAGUUGUUAUCCAGGAAAUUUUUCCAGAGGGAGUUGUAGCAAAAGAUGGAAGGCUGGCUCAAGGUGAUCAGAUAUUAGAGGUGAAUGGGGAAGACUUGACCCUGGCCACUCAUGCUCAGGCCAGGCAGGCACUGAAGACACUCUACCCUAUAUGUAGGCUAACUGUGUAUAGGGAAAAGGCAGAGGAAAGCCAGCCCAUUGAAAAAGAAGAAAUCCUACGAGUUACCCUCAGUAAAAAGCAAGGGAAACAACUAGGCAUUAAACUGGUGGGGAAGAACAGGAGCGGGCCAGGACUGUAUAUCUUGGAGUUAAUUCAGGGCGGUCUAGCUCUCCAAGAUGGCCGCUUGAAGCCUGAUGACAGAAUUUUGGAAAUCAAUAAAACUGACAUGCUUGUUGGAACACAAGAGGAAGCCGCUAAAUUGAUUCAAUCGAGUAAAGACAAAGUGACAUUUGUUAUCUCGCGGAGGACUCGUCCGCAGACUCCUGAUCUCAUUCGUUCUGCCUCCAAGGACUGUGUAGCUCAAGCCAUUGCAGCCUUGGAACAGGAGGCCGACAAAUCUGUAGUUAGGAAGCAACCCAAAGAAAAGCUAGUGACAAUCACAAAGGACUCCUCAGAAAGCCUAGGUAUCAGUGUAGCGGGAGGACUGGGCAGCCAGCGGGGGGACGUCCCCAUCUACGUGUCUAAUGUACAGGCUGGCGGAUGCCUAGCCAGGAGCAAACAAGUCAAGAAGGGGGACAUCUUGGUGUCAAUCAAUGGCAUCAGUCUGAUGGACCUGACUCAUUCAGAAUCGGUGAAGGUGCUAAAAGCUUGUGCUGAGUCCAAGGCUGUGUCCCUGAAGAAGUUUGAUGGCACAGAGACCAGUGAUGGAGCCCUCAAUUUUGCUCCAUCCUGGUUGUUCUGGCUCAACUUGCCAAGCAUGUGUCAAACAGAAAAAAUCAUAAGUCUGGAGAAAAGCCAAAGUGGAAGCCUGGGAUUGGCCAUUGUGGGAGGAUGUGAUAGUAGUCAUGGCAACCAACCUAUCUUUGUCAAGUCUGUCGUGUUGAACACACCUGCUGCCAAAGAUGGGAGAAUCAGAUGUGGCGACACAAUCCUGUCAGUGAAUGGUCAGUGCUUACAGAACAUGACCCACGCUGGGGCUGUGGGACUGCUCAAGAGUCUGAAGGGGACUGUCACACUGACAGUGGUGUCCUGGCCAGGGACUGUGGUAUGACAGGGAGGAGUUUGAAGGGGACUGUCACACUGACAGUGGUGUCCUGGCCAGGGACUGUAGUAUGACAGGGAGGAGGAAAAACUAAACUAGACUAUGACUGUAUGUGUGUUCAUAUUUUGUAUCAUGAUGACCAGAGAAAUGUUUGUCAGCACUGAUAAAUAUUUUAUAUGCAGACUUUGUGUUUUUGUAUAUUUAGAUACUUUGUUAGCAAGGUGCAGGGCAUCUUACAAAUGUUUUUUGUUUUUAAAGGGGUUCCCGUUUAAAAGUAAUGAAGGCAAGGUGGUUAGCAGGAUAUUUCACAUAACAUAUAUAUCCUUAUUUUAAUUUAUUUAGUAAUAUAUACAAGAUGCCUUUACAGUGACAUCAUUACAAAAGUGCAAUUCUUCAUCUUGAUCAGGGUUUUAGCCACCUUAACUCUGCAAUAUGUUUUGGUUAACAAGUUAAAAGUUAUGAUAUUCAGACAGUUUAUAUAUGGCAUUUUAUCAGUUUUCUAUUUGUUUAAAGAGAGCAAGUUUGGUUCUAGUAUGCAUAUAACAGUGAAAAUAAUGUAUAUCACUUUACACAUUUUAAAAGUGUAUCAUUUACCUAUGUAUCACUAUGUUGUUAGUGAUUACACAAUACAAUAAUAUAUAUUUUGUUAUGAACUUGCCACCUAGCAUGGUAAUAUAGUAUUAAGUAAAGUCACAAGUAUUUUUACUGUGGUCACCAGCAGGGCUUACAAAGUUAAACCAAAUAAUGUUUAUCUACGUAGCUUAAGAAAGUUAGGGAGUUAAAUGUUCAUGGGUUAUACUGAAAAAUGAUAUUUUGCAUCAGGAAUUUAUAUCCGUCAGGAAUUUAUGGCAUGAUGCUCACAGACUUGCAGCAUAUGUAUUAGAACCAGUUUAUAAUUGCAUGUUAUGUUGUAUUAUCUGCAUUUGAUCUUUCUGUUAGGUUCAUCUUUGUCUUACAAUUUUAGUUUAAUUGUUUGUUGGUCUGCCAGACUAGUAGCACAACACAGCAAAGGUACCAAAGGUGUCACGAAGUUAAACAUCCUUUUGAACACCACUUGUCACCGACAUAUAAUUAUUUUUCAUCCUAAAAUAUGCUGUAAAUUAUCAUCAUAAAAUUUAUUCAAACAGUGGAUACGUAUGUAUGAAAUAGAAAUUACCAAUUUUACCAGGAAAGGGCUGACAUUUAUUCAUUUAUUUAGCUAACCCAAACUUUACAUCAUGCCAGUUUCUUGUGGCAUCCAUCUAUCGCGAGAAAUUAAUAGAAAAGUUAACUAAAACGUCUGUAAUUUUGUGUUAACACUUUGUGAGUUCCAUAUAUGUUAUAUAAAACUUGGUUUGUGAAUGUUUGAUUAUCUUACCUGCGUUUCUCUCUUUUAUUGCAACAGAAUUGCUUUAUGGGGUCUACAUGCAGUGGUAGUUUUUUGUUUAAUGCGUCACAUGUAUCAGUGUAGCAUUUUGAUGUACUAUAAAUAUUUUUUUUUUAAAUAUUGUGAUGGUUUCACACCUUGUUCCCCUACAUUCUUGCCAAAGUAUAAUUUCAGGGCAGUAUAUAUUAAGUUGCUAUGUUUACUCCGUUUUAAAGCACCUGUAAAAUAAGUCCUUAAUUAAAAUGGACAUAUCGUUAACAUUGUAUCAACUUCAUUUAGUUAAAAAAAUUUAUUAUGUGAAAAGUAGAGCAAGACAACAAAAAUAUGUAAU
Molecule: messenger RNA, 5703 nt
Organism: Lingula anatina
Lineage: Eukaryota; Metazoa; Brachiopoda; Lingulata; Lingulida; Lingulidae
Product: ligand of Numb protein X 2
Molecular function (GO): zinc ion binding; protein binding
Source: RefSeq, a predicted model, not a curated record